AUGAACAACGUAAUAUUCACAGGGAUACGACCUGCCGAUAAUAGGCCGUACUCCGAAAUGACGCAGGAGGAACAAGCUGCAGCAGGAGCCGAUGCCAUGAUAAAUUUCAUGCAAUCCUGCCCAGGAAAGACCAUAAUGAGUGGAGUAUCAGGUUUUGUGCUUGGUGGUUUUUUCGGUCUGUUCAUGGCAUCCAUGGCUUAUGAUGUCCCAGUUGGUUCAGAAGGAGUUAAGCACAUUUCAGAUCUUCCUUUGAAGCAACAAAUGAAACUUCAGUUCUCUGAUAUGGGGCGUCGGUCCUGGUCGAGUGCCAAAAACUUCGGCUACAUUGGAAUGAUUUAUUCUGCAGUUGAGUGCUCAGUGGAGAGCCUUCGUGCCAAAAACGAUUUGUACAAUGGUACGGCUGCAGGGUGCAUCACAGGAGCGGGAUUAGCUAUCAAGUCAGGGCCCCAAGCUGCCCUUCUAGGAUGUGCAGGUUUUGCUGCUUUCAGUACAGCUAUUGACAUGUAUAUGAGAGGUGAAGCCUCUAGACCACCUCCUAAUGAUUAUGAUGACUAA
Komagataella phaffii GS115 is the source of this 555-nucleotide messenger RNA. RefSeq lists its product as uncharacterized. Gene Ontology annotation, biological process: protein insertion into mitochondrial inner membrane. NCBI's taxonomy places the organism in Eukaryota, Fungi, Ascomycota, Pichiomycetes, Pichiales, Pichiaceae. Gene Ontology annotation, cellular component: TIM22 mitochondrial import inner membrane insertion complex. The transcript has a single exon. The record is from RefSeq and is a predicted model, not a curated record. Gene Ontology annotation, molecular function: transmembrane protein transporter activity. Bases 1 to 555 code for a protein of 184 amino acids.